ACAGAGCCAGGUGACAUCGUGGUGACCGGGGAAGCAUGCAGCUGUGGCACUGGGGGCCCUGAAGACUGUCUGGCCUGCAGGGAGGAAUGCUACGGUGGGCAGUGCACUUGGAAGGUGGGCCGCGGAGGGUGAACCACGCGGCUGUGGCCGUCGGGCACAAGGUCUACUCCUUUGGAGGAUAUUGUUCUGGAGAAGACUAUGAGACUCUGCGCCAGAUUGACGUCCAUGUUUUUAAUGCAGUGUCUCUGCGCUGGAUCAAGCUGCCUCCAGUGUGGACAAACAGCCGAGACCAUGUGAGAGAGGUGCCCUACAUGAGGUAUGGGCACUCAGCAGUGCUCAUAGACGACAUCGUCUACAUAUGGGGUGGUCGCAAUGACACUGAGGGAGCCUGCAACGUGCUCUAUGCCUUCGAUGUCAACACGCACAAGUGGUUCACGCCAAAGGUGUCUGGAAUGGUCCCAGGUGCAAGAGAUGGGCACUCAGCUUGCGUCCUGGCAAAGAACAUGUUUAUCUUUGGAGGCUAUGAACAGCUGGCUGACUGCUUUUCAAAUGAUAUCCAUAAAUUGGACACCACAAACAUGACGUGGACCUUAAUCUCUGCCAAGGGUACACCGGCUCGCUGGAGAGACUUCCAUUCAGCUACCAUCAUUGGAACAAAGAUGUACGUAUUUGGUGGCAGAGCUGAUCGUUUUGGGCCAUUUCACUCCAACAAUGAGAUCUACUGUAACCGCAUUGAAGUAUUUGAUACAGAAACAAACUCCUGGCUGGACUCCCCUCAAACUCCAGUGCUCCCUGAAGGCCGGCGGAGCCAUUCAGCAUUCAGCUACAAUGGGGAGCUGUACGUAUUUGGUGGCUACAACGCACGCCUGAACAGACACUUCCAUGAUCUGUGGAAAUUCAAUCCAGUUUCUCUUUCUUGGAGGAAGAUUGAGCCCAAGGGAAAAGGCCCAUGUCCUCGACGCCGGCAAUGCUGCUGCAGAGUGGGAGACAAAAUCAUUCUCUUUGGAGGCACCAGCCCGUCUCCAGAGGAGGGAAUGGGUGAUGAAUUUGACCUGAUGGAUCACUCUGACCUCUACAUCCUCGACUUCAGUCCCAGUCUAAAGACGCUGUGUAAGCUGGCUGUGAUUCAGUACAGCCUGGACCAGUCCUGCCUUCCCCACGACAUCAGAUGGGAGCUCUCGGCCAUGACAACAAACAGCACCAUCAGCCGCCCCAUCGUCUCCUCCCAGGGCUGACACCAGCUCAUCCCUCUACCACCCUGCCCUCGCCCCUCCACAUACUGACCUCUUGCUCCACUGUCUGCAUGAGUUUUUACCCUUUCAAGAAA
This is a messenger RNA of Mesitornis unicolor (brown roatelo), 1327 nucleotides long. RefSeq names its product kelch domain containing 3 (gene KLHDC3). The record is from RefSeq and is a predicted model, not a curated record. Gene Ontology annotation, cellular component: cytoplasm. The coding region runs from base 87 to 1235 and encodes 382 amino acids. The transcript has 10 exons. Gene Ontology annotation, molecular function: protein binding; chromatin binding. NCBI's taxonomy places the organism in Eukaryota, Metazoa, Chordata, Aves, Mesitornithiformes, Mesitornithidae.